UCCUUCACUUCUCUCUAUUUCUUCUCUUUCACUCUCCUCUCUCUCAUUCAUUGAGUUUUAGCCUCUCAUCAACAUGAAUAUGUGCCAAACUCAAUGCCACCAAGACCAGGUCUUUGCCUCUUCUUGCUCAACCAGCCUUGAUGACCUCUUCUCUGCCAAAAACACGGAAGUGGAUGUUGAGUUGGAGUGGCUUUCGGAGUUUGUUGAGGACUGCUUUUCGAGUCCCCCAAGUUUUGUGUUGGGAGGCGGUGGGGCUAAGAAUAGUACUACAAGCAUAAGCAUAAGCACAAGCACAGGCAGCAGCAGCAGCAACACAUUGAAGAGGGCCGCCCAAGAGAAUGAGUGUCCUUUGCAAAAUUUUGCUGUGCCUGGGAAGGCGAGGAGCAAAAGGAAAAGGCUUUCGGCCCCUAGAACGAAGGACCCUUUGAGCGUAUGGUCACACCAUUUGAACCCCGAAAAUGAAGCCUUGAGUUCUGACCCUCCACUCCUGAAACAGGCAUAUUGGUUGGCUGACAGUGAACUGAUGAUGAUGCCUAAGCCAAAGGAGGAGGAGGAAGAAGUGAGGAAAAUGGUGAUUGGGGAGUGUGAGGUUGAAGGUAGCAGUGGUCAACAAGCAAUGGCAAGGAGAUGCAGCCAUUGCUUGGCUCAGAGGACCCCACAGUGGAGGGCAGGACCAUUAGGUCCAAAGACACUUUGCAAUGCAUGUGGAGUUAGGUACAAGUCUGGUAGGUUGCUACCAGAGUAUAGGCCAGCCAAGAGUCCUACUUUUGUUAGCUACUUGCACUCCAAUUCCCACAAGAAAGUCAUGGAGAUGAGGAUGUCUGUUUACUCUGAUCACUAGUGUUUCUUCUUAUUAGCCUUUCAUUUUUAUAUGUAUAAAUCAAACUUCAUUUCUUAGGAACAAACUAUUUCAUUUCAAUCUUCUUAACAACACAUUUCUUAAACUCAACAAUGAUGUCUGCUGUAAUAAACAUUAAGGUUAUGAUCUGCAGAAGCAAAAGGUAUCGAAUUCUGUCAGUA
Molecule: messenger RNA, 1020 nt
Organism: Vigna radiata var. radiata (mung bean)
Lineage: Eukaryota; Viridiplantae; Streptophyta; Magnoliopsida; Fabales; Fabaceae
Product: GATA transcription factor 9
Exons: 2
Coding region: 74-841 (255 amino acids)
Biological process (GO): regulation of DNA-templated transcription
Molecular function (GO): sequence-specific DNA binding; zinc ion binding
Source: RefSeq, a predicted model, not a curated record